This is a messenger RNA of Aphanomyces invadans, 3737 nucleotides long. RefSeq lists its product as hypothetical. The transcript is spliced from 13 exons. Bases 315 to 3206 code for a protein of 963 amino acids. NCBI's taxonomy places the organism in Eukaryota, Oomycota, Saprolegniomycetes, Saprolegniales, Verrucalvaceae. The record is from RefSeq and is a predicted model, not a curated record.
GCGCCGUUCCUCGCUCAUUGGCGACGGCGGUGUGCGUCGGGGCGGCGAUGCACACCUGUAACUGUGCAAUACAUCGCUGUUGAAGCGGUCGAGCCCCUGGAGGUGUCCUUAGUACGGAUGGGAAUCAAUCGACGAGGUGUCCGCGUGGAAGCGACUGCCAACAUCAUGGGGAACAUGACGUUUUCAUGCUCCUCUGUUGAUCGUGCUUGAGUUGUGCGAACUAUUCUUGGCCUUGGCGAAACACCUACUAAAGUCGGCGGUUUCAGUGAGCGGCGACGGCGGCGGUGGCGGCCCGCCCAAAAUCACCAGCUACGAUGGACCCCGACUUACAUCUAAAGAUGAGCAAGAAGAUUGCCCAGCUCACCAAGGUUAUAUUUCACCUGAACACCAAGAACGAGGAUGCCGCGAUGGAGCUGCAAGCCACCGUGUACAGCCAUCGCAAAGAAAACGAAGCACUGGCCAAGGAGGCCGCGGCCAAGAUGGCACAGCUCAAGGAGAGCCUGGACAAGAGGGAGGCGCAGCUCAAGUCAAUGGAGAGCAUCAAGAAAAUCAAGGAGCGGCAUCAAAAGGACAAAACGGAAGCGCUCGACGAGUUCAAGCGGUACAAGGACGAAGUCAAGGCCCAACAAGCGCGCAUGGAGGAGCAGUUCCAGAAUGAGCUCGAGACGAUGGGAAGCGAGCUGCGGAAGGCGCGAGCGGCGUUUCAAGACCGCAUCUCGAGUCUCCAGACGGCGCUGGAAGCCGUCCAGUCCAAGGCUAGCCAUGGCCAGGCGGAUUUAGUGGCCAUGCGAGCCAAGCACACGGACGAAGUGGCUGACAUGGUGACGCAGUCCAACAAGAAGUACAAUGACAUGCUCACAUCGCAGCUCAACCAACAAGAUCAACUGCGAGCCGAGCACACCACCAAACUAGCUGCGCUGGAGAAAGCGCAUCAGUUCCAGCUUCAACAGCUUUCCGAGAAGGCCGAAAACGACGCCAAGAUGGCCGUGAGGAGAUGUGAGAUGGAGUGCAAUUCGUCGGCAGAUUCGAUGAAGAACGACAUGGUGACCAAGAUGGAGCGCUUGCUCAGCGAGAUCGAGACGUUGCGCAGCAGCGACACGCAGCUGCGGUCCGAAAAAUCUGAGUUGCUGCAACAACUCACAUCUCUCCGCGCGUCGAUGAAACAAGUGGAAAUUGACCUGCUCAACGAAAAACGCAGUGCAUCCACGCUGCUCCAGAACGCGGACGCGGCAUUGCAGGAUGCCGACGCCAACUUAGCCGAGCGUCAAAGCCAAGUGGUGCUUUUGGAGACAGAGCUCGCGAAGUUUCGCGCUCAAGUGGAGGCACUGGAUGGAGAGCGGCGGCAGUUGCUCAAGGUGGUCGAUACGUUGCAUUCCGAGAACCAGUCGACGUCAACGAGUCUCUCGGAUAAAGAAAACCAGUGGGGCGCGUCGAUCAAGGCGCUCGAGGCCGACAUUGCUGCGACAAAGAAGCAACUCAGCGACAAAAAUGCUGAAGUGCAAAAGUUGCAAAGCUUGAUCAAGGCCAUGGACACACAGCAUGCCAAGUCCGAGGACGAAAUCAAAACACAGUUGCUCGCGGCGCAGAAAAAAAACAAAGAGUUGCUGAGCAACGCAGCCGCCGCCACGACGCGCGAAGACGCAGUGGCCAAACAGCUCGAGACGAGCCAAACCGACUUGAAUCGUGCGCAUGGCGAGAGGCAAGCCGCGGAAGCAGCAUGGGAAGCAACUCAAGGGAAACUCCAUGCCUCGAUCGCAUGGCUCCAGAACGAAGUGAAAGUCCUUGAGCAGCGACAAGUCGACAUGACCAACGACCACGACAAAGCAGUCCGGGAGCUGCGCUUGGCAGCGCAGACCACAUCCCAGUCCCAACAGGCUGAAUUGGAAAAACAGAUCCAGCAUUUGCAAACACACGUGGGGCAGUUGAACAUGCAGCUGGCAGCGGCCCAAGGCGCGCUGUCGACGAGCGAGAACGACCUCGCGGAGCGAAUGGAUCUCCACAAGAAGGCGCUCGCCGACUGUAAAGCCUUGCAAGAUCAGCUCAAGCAAGUGGGAGCUGCAAGCCAAAAGGACCACAGGGUCUGGCAAACGCAGCUGGCCGCUCUUGAAGCAGAAAAGGACAAAGCCGCGAAGCGGGCCGUCAAGGAUAAAGUCGCGAUUGAAAAGCUCGAGGGGGAGUUGAAGAUUGCCAAGCACAAAACCGAAAUGAACGGCCGCAACCACGCCGAGGGGUUAGCAGCGCUGAAAGAAGAACAUGCCGGCCAGCUUGAAGCGCUGCGCAACACCAUGGCGGCGACAAUUCAAGAAGCCGUGGUCAAGGCCGAAGCAACCAUGCAACAACACGUCGACGACCAGCGCGCAUUUCUUCUCUCGAUGCACAAGGCCGAGGUCGCCGACAUGCAAGAGCAGGUCGAUCUGUGGAAGCAGAAGCACCUAGAGGCGCAGCUCGCAUUCGACGACGAACGGCGAGCGCAGCUCCAAGCCCACGCAGCAACGUGCAGGGCGUUGGAGCUCGAGCACAGCAACGCGCGAACGGCAGCGGCAAGUGCUUGGCAAGACAAACUGAACGCGAUGGUCGCGCGCCACGACGAAAACGUGCGGCAACUGACUGCCGGGCACGGCGCCGAGACCUCUGCGAUCCAGGCGGCAUUCACCCAACAGAUCAAUGCCGUGAUUGCCCAAGCUUCGUCUGAACGGGACGGUCUCCUAGCCAAACACUCGCAGGAACUUCAACAGCUCAAUCAGGCGCGGCGAGACGAGUUGGAGGGAGCUGCGACGGAGCUAGCCCGUAGGCUGGCCGACCUACGGGAGAAAAAGGACACUGAACAUCGCACCGCGACGGCCACGCUGACGGCCCAGCACAACCAAGUGGUGGCGCAGUUGGAACAUACCGUCGAGAGCUGCAACCAGACGAUCGCACGGCACGUGGGGUCGAUGCUUGCCCUCGAGAACGACAAGAAAGCCCUUCAGAAAACGAUUUCCGAAAAAGAGGCGGAACUCGUCGAAAAGGAGCUGUGUUGGCAGCGGGACAAGGACCGCGCCCUCGAUCUGGCACGGAAGCACCACAAAGUCGAGUUGGAGCAGACGAUUGAAGUGCACUUGCAUGAAACGCAGGCGCUCAACAGUACGUGGCAGCGCCGUGGACCACGUCAACGUAUUUCACAAUCGGACAGACCAAUUCGACAAGACGCGGGCGCUGUUGCAUGAACAGCAGCAUCAGCUUGUGAGCAAGAUUCGCGAGUGGGAGCAGGUCUAUGCCCGCCGCGACAGCCGCCUCGAAGACUUGAAUCGCAUCGCCGACCUCGAACAUGGUACGGCAUCGGGACAUUUGACCUUGGUUCGUCCAAUACCGCGUGUGCAGACGUGGCCGAAAAGGACGCGCUCGUCCAGCAAACUGUCGACGAAAUGGCCUACAUCAAGCGGGAGCUGCUCAAUCGCGAAGACACGUACAACAAAACUUUUGGGCGGAGCCCGAAUGUGGGAGUGCUGCACGUGCUCAAACCUGCGCCGCCGCCGACUGCCAAACUAAAAAAGAUGAAAACGCAAUCGGGGCUAACGAGUGCGCUGCCGUCCAACAACGCGUCGGCGGCGAGUCGCCCGCUGCCACCCAUCGGCGCGAGCAACCUACAGCAAUCGUCCAGCUAUCGGGAUUUGAAUCAAACCUAACACACUCGAGUUCGACACUGCCGUGGCGUGGGGCCGUUGAGUUGCCCGAGGGAUGGGGUGCAUGCUCGGCGC